This is a messenger RNA of Danio rerio (zebrafish), 858 nucleotides long. Lineage: Eukaryota; Metazoa; Chordata; Actinopteri; Cypriniformes; Danionidae. The record is from RefSeq and is a predicted model, not a curated record.
AUGGGGCAGUAUGUCACUGUGGACGGCUUUUCUGCUGUUACCAGUUUAUCCGGUAGCUCGAUGUGUACGCCGGCGGACUUGAGAUGCAGAGCGGAGUUGGCUGCAACAUCAGGGAUUGAGUCCAGUAAAGAAGGGUUCCAGAAAAAGGCCUGUGAGCUCAUGAAUCAGGGGAUACUCGCUUUGGUGUCGUCUACAGGAUGCGCAGCAGCCAAUGCGCUACAGUCUCUCACGGAUGCCAUGCACAUUCCUCAUCUGUUCAUCCAGAGGAACGGUGAUGGGACGCCCCGUGCUGAGUGCCAGCUUAAUCCCAGUCCUGACGGGGAACGGUACACGCUGGCUGCUCGGCCUCCUGUGAGGCUCAAUGAUGUCAUGAUCACACUCGUCUCUGAACUGCGCUGGCACAAGUUCAUCGUUUUCUAUGACAGCGAGUACGAUGUGCGGGGACUCAGAGGGUUUUUGGACCAGGCUUCUCGAAUGGGUUUGGACGUGUCUCUGCAGCAGGUUGACCGAAAUGUGACUAAGGUUUUUUCCACGCUCUUCAGCACAAUGAGAAUGGAGGAGCUAAACCGCUACCGGGACACACUGAGACGGGCCAUUUUGCUGCUCAGCCCUCGCACUGCACAGGUCUUCAUACAUCAGCGGAGCACUGUCCGUUUAAUCGUCAUCCAGAAUGCGUGUGGAGUGGCUGCGAGAAAUGAAAUCGAGGCACGUACAGUACUGUAUGCUGAGAAACACAGAGAUAAGAUUGUGUCAAAGCAGCUUGAUAUAAAAGAUCUAGCAAAUUGUUACUGCGGCAGCGACUCGGCCCCAGCCAUUCCCCUCAUGGACCAGCAGAGGUCACUCUCACCUGCCUUUUAG